GGUUGACGUGCUCUUUGAAGCUGUCAACCAAAGUCGUCUACUUACUCUCGGUCCUUCGCUCUCACUGUAUUGCCUUGUCGUUAGAACCCUUUCGUUGUUGCCGAAAUGCUUUCUCUCGCUUUUGUAUUUCCUGCCCUGGCGACUGCCUACCUUGCUUACGCUCCUGCAGAAGGUCCGGGCGUGUUGCAAAAUGGUGCUUUGCAGAACAUUCUCAAGAACACGGAUAAGACAGAUAGAUACAGAUACCCAACUGACUUCACGCGUGGUAUUGAGCCUAAACCCUUCCACAGCCACAACGACUAUUGGCGCGAUGUCCCCUUCUACAGUGGCCUUGCAGCUGGUGCCAUCUCGACAGAGGCAGAUGUCUGGUUGAUUGAUGGUACACUCUAUGUCGGUCAUGAGCCCAGCGCUCUAACCAAGUCACGCACUUUUGAAUCUCUCUACGUCAAUCCCAUUCUCGACACUCUCCACCGCAUGAACCCUGAAUCACCCUUCCUCCCAGAUGGCUCAUUCAAUGGCGUAUUCGAUACUGCAUCUUUCCAGACCCUGUACCUCUUCAUCGACUUCAAAACCGCCGCAGACGAACUCUGGCCCGCCGUCCUACAAGCCCUAGAGCCCCUCCGCAACGGCUCCUGGCUCUCAACCUACGACGGCAAAUCCUUCUCCUCGCGUGCCGUAACCGUCAUCGGCACCGGCAACACGGAGCUCUCAGACGUGCGCAACUACCUGCCCCGGGAUGUCUUUCUCGACGCACCGCUCGCCCAGCUCGGCGAGGCGAAGUACAAGGAUCUCACAUCCAACGAGGCCGUCAUUGCGAGCACGAAUUUCGCAGCGCAGUUUGGCGAGCUGAGGAAACCGGAGCUGAAUGGGACGCAGUUGGAGAAGCUGAGGGAGCAGAUUGGGGUGGCGCAUCAGAAGGGCAUCAAGGCGAGGUAUUGGAAUCAGCCGAACUGGCCGAUUAGGACGAGGAAUGCGGUUUGGAGGACGCUGUGGGAGGAGGGGAUUGAUUUGUUGAACGUGGAUGACUUGAAGGCUGCUGCGGAGUUUUGGGAGGGCGUCUGAUAGACGACAAGACCCAACCUGAGGCUGUGAGGUUCAGGAGGAUUUUGUUCGAAUCCACAACAUGCUACAUCGCAGUUCACCUGCUUACUUGUCUCGAUAACAGACUUGGAAAUGCGUGCUGCUGUGUACAAUGAUUGAAGUCAAGUCGAGGCGAGAACGAUGUGACAGGGAUGUGGGGGUUCCAGAUGCACCCCUGUCAAGGGUUUCGGCGCCGCGCGACGCAGCACCAUGACUGAGAGCGUGUUGCGAACAGCAGAGACACAAAAGUCCAUAGACAGACAUAGAUAUCGAC
Macroventuria anomochaeta is the source of this 1354-nucleotide messenger RNA. RefSeq lists its product as uncharacterized. Lineage: Eukaryota; Fungi; Ascomycota; Dothideomycetes; Pleosporales; Didymellaceae. Gene Ontology annotation, biological process: lipid metabolic process. The record is from RefSeq and is a predicted model, not a curated record. Gene Ontology annotation, molecular function: phosphoric diester hydrolase activity. The transcript is spliced from 3 exons. The coding region runs from base 106 to 1062 and encodes 318 amino acids.